Molecule: messenger RNA, 4653 nt
Organism: Chaetomium globosum CBS 148.51
Lineage: Eukaryota; Fungi; Ascomycota; Sordariomycetes; Sordariales; Chaetomiaceae
Exons: 3
Coding region: 1-4653 (1550 amino acids)
Biological process (GO): mitochondrial tRNA threonylcarbamoyladenosine modification
Cellular component (GO): mitochondrion
Source: RefSeq, a predicted model, not a curated record
AUGAGCGACCUACGGGCGCUUCAACCAGGCCCUAGCAGCCGGAUAUCUUCUAGGACCAAAGAUGACUGGGAAGACUGGGAAGACGACGAGGUGUUGACGCCCAUGACGACAAAAGAUGGUCCCCUACUAGACUCGGCACCCGGGAAGGUCGAGGACGCGAGGGAGGCGGCAGCCGGGCGCCCAGAACUGCGGGCAUCUCGACGGGUCUCUGGCGUAGUUGCCCGCCCGUCGAUACGAGCAGGGUUGGGGAGAUUGGCCUCGCGCAAAAGACAAAAGGCGCAGAAUGAGAGAGCUGGUAUCAAACUGGUUACCGACAUGUCCAAAUUCCAGCAGCAGAAGCAUCAACAGCGGCACAUCGCCCACCAUAUGAGGACGUCCCCGGAGAACCGAGAGAGCCGGACCGGCAAGUUCGUUGACGCCGCUGCACUGAAGGCGCUUGAGGGCGUCCCAUCUGACGAGUCUAUCGGCACCUUUGCCUGGCUAACGCGGCGACCAACCAAGGGCAAGAGGAUUGAAAGACUGGUCGCCGAGUCCUCCCCGCAAGCCGAUUUAUCACCUGGCGCCAGGCCCAUCAUGAUCGGGUUUGAGAUGCCCUCCGACUCGGACGUCGUCAUCAGCCCGCAGACCGCUGUCGUCGAGACUCCGAUCGAGUUCCCCAGGUUUUUCAAGCCGACCAACGUCACAUCCCCAAGCCAGCCCGUUUCGGCCUGGUCUCCCGAUACCGAGGACGGCGCAUCUCCAAGAAUGGUGCAGCGAGGGUUUGUACCCGCGGUUCCCUCAAUCCCGAGUCAUUACCGGGUUGCUGAGGUAUCGCCUGUCACCGCGAGUGACCACGAUGGAGACGCCUUCUCAGCGGCUGGCGAGAGGAGGAAUCACCGUGACACAGCCACCACGCCGAUUUACGUCAGCGAUAACGACGAUGAGAUGGCAACACCGGUGACACUGUUUGAAGAAGAUGGCAGCCCGAGAAUCACACAAAGAAAAUCAUUCAAGUACAAAGGAAGGCCACGGUCAGGCACAGGUGGGAGCUUGCGAUCCACGGGCUGGUGGGACCAGGUGACCUCCCCCUUCGGACCGCCAACGCCACGGAGCCCUGCUUCGAUCCAAACCAAGCCUGACGAGGGGCAAUCGUGGUGGAAGAACCUGGAUAAGAAAAAGGCUUUCUCCCCCGUGACCCCCAUGUCAGAGGCUGGAUCCUCAAGCGGGUCACGGAACCUUCCCAGAACACAGCACCACCAACCUCCAGAGAUCAUCAUUGAAGACAUGUCGUCCUCGUUCCCUUCUUCUUCCAGGGCGGCCCCAACGCCCCCACAGCCGCAACCUGAAUCCGAGAAGCCGCGGGGGAUGAUUGAGGAAGUACAGACCCCCGGCGAGCAACCACCCCCAUACUCGCCGCCAUCAAAAAACAACAACGCCCGUUAUCGUGCCGUUUUCCCUCCCGGCCACCCGCUCAACUCAUUAUAUCCGCCCUCCCCGGGACCCGUCCCCCCAGGCCUGUCGCAGACCAUGACCUCCCAGGGUGCCAUUAACCUCUCCGAUGUCCCGUUGACACCGCCUCCAACCCAGCAGAGACUGCCCGACAGACCUCUGGGAUCCUUUGUCCCCGGCGAGCAUUUCACCAACGUUUCUGGGCAUGGCCAGAGGCAAAAAGUAGAGCGGCAGCGGCGUCGGCAUGAGAAGGAGGAUGCCGUCGCCUGGAAGGCCGGCAGGAUGUGGCAUGGCCGCGGCUGCUUCCCUUGCUGCGGUUGCUUCGGCAGACCCGGCCGCGAGGGAAGAAAGCGAAGGCGAAUUUGCUUGGCCGUUCUCAUCGCGUUCAUACUGCUGACGGCGCUGGGCGUUACCCUCGGCGUGCUCCUGUCGCGCCAAAGCGCCGCCGCUGAGGAAAUCAUACCCUCGCGGUUCCUCAACCUGACCGACUUCCCGCCGAUUCCCACGGGCAUCUCGACCGUGAUCGGCCCCGAAUCCGACUCAACGACGGCGUGUGUCCAGCCGCCAACGCUCUGGACCUGCGCUCUACCUAAGGAGCAAGCCGACUCGGUCGCGCCGUUCGACGCCAGCCAGCCCAGCUUCGUCAUCCAGAUCCAGUUCGACAACAACACCCGGAAGUUGUGGAACGUCGCGGGCGACGCUCCCCGGCCAACCCCCACCGACCCGGGCGUGUCAGUGCCGCUGCCGCGGCUCAACGAGUCCACGACCACCAAGACGACCGCCACCCCAACCACAAACCCGCGGGCCGUCCCCGUCACGGGCUUCACCUCGCUGGUCCGCCAUCUCCUACGCAAACGCGACGACUCAGGCUCCAGCCUCGCCCUGCGCUCAGAGCCCCCACCGCCCAGCUUCCAGGAGAUGUUCUUCCUCGGCAACACCACCGACGGCGUCGUCUCAGACGACAAGGCCGGCGAGCCAACACCCUUCUACAUCAGCAUGCUGCGCAGUAUCAACGACACGGUCGGGCCCAACACCCUCACACGCCGCGAUGACGACGACAACUUCGGCCAACAAACCAACAUCACCGCGGGCCAAGGCCUGCUCAACGCCUCCGACAUCGCCCCACCCCCCGCCCUCGACCGCGACGGCACGGGCGCCCCCGCCGUGCUCCUCGCCUUCCCCACGCAACAACCCCUCCGCCUCUACGACCGCGGCCUGCCCACCGAACGCUACGGCUUCUACAGCUACUACAACAAAACCACCUACGUCAAGUCCAUCGACCCGCUGCUCGACAACAGCGCCGGAGACGGGACGCCCGUCCCCGCAGACCGCAACGGCGGCGCGCUCAAGACCGAAGCCAAGUUCCUCGUGACCUGGCUCUCGGUGCGCUACAAGGUCGAGAUCUGGACGCGGCUGGCCAACACGACGCGACUCACCGGUGCCGGCAACACCAACGACAACAGCACGCAGCCGGGGUCGUUUCCGUACCCGGUGACCGUCACGCUGGAUACGCAUGGUGGGGAGCGCGGGCGCAAGUUUGCGUUUGUGCGCGGCGUGGAUGAUCGCCAGAGGAUUGUGCUGGAUGAUGCGCGGUUUGUGUUGAAUCGGAUGAAUACCACGGGGGAUUUGGUGAAUGGGGCGGGGGAGUUUAAUCCCAGUUUUGGGGGGAUGGAUGGCGGGAGUGGUGGGUCUGGCAAAAUGAAUUUGAUAGGGGGGUUGAGAAAGUUCAGCCACAAGAAAGAUCCAGGCGAGGCUGGCGAGAAAGGGUUGGUGACACUCGCCAUCGAGACAUCAUGCGAUGAUACCUGCGUCACCGUCCUCGAGAAAUCGGGCGACGCGGCCCGGGUGUUGUUCAAUGCCAAGGUCACGUCCGACAACCGGCGGUUCGGCGGCAUCAAGCCAGACGAAGCCGUCCAGGGCCACUCGUCCAGCCUGCCCGGGAUCGUGCAGGCCGCCAUCCAGAAACUACCAGCCGACCGCCCCAAGCCCGACUUCAUCAGCGUCACCCGCGGGCCCGGCAUCACUUCCGCCCUCUCCAUCGGCCUGACCAUGGCCAAAGGGCUGGCUGUGGCGUGGGACCGGCCACUCGUCGCGGUGCACCACAUGCAGGCGCACGCCCUGACGCCGCGGCUAGUCGAGGCUCUCGCAAACGGGCAGCAACAGCCGCCGCACCAGGGGGGCGCACGGCCAGCCUACCCCUUCCUGAGCCUGCUGGUCUCGGGCGGGCACAGCCAGCUGCUGCUCACACGAUCAGCCGUCUCGCACGCCACGCUGGCCGAGGCCGCCAACGUCGCCAUCGGCGACAUGCUAGACAAGUGCGCGCGCGCCAUCCUCCCCUCCGACAUCCUCGCCUCCACGCCCGACGUCAUGUACGCGGCCGAGCUGGAGCGAUUCGCCUUUGCACCCACACCCACCCAGACCCAAACCCAUCAAACACAAACACAGCACCCCUCCAACCCCUACACCAACUACCACCCCCCUACCACCCGCCGCGACGAAAUCCGCCCCUACACCUCCCCCACCCACGGCUGGACACUCACCCCGCCCCUCCACGAGCGCCGCGACAUGGCCUUCGACUUCUCCGGGCUCGGCGGGCAAGUCCAAGCGAUCAUGCAGCGCAACCCGUCCAUGGACCCCCCGCAACGCGCCGAGCUCGCGCGCGAGACGAUGCGCGUGGCGUUCGAGCACCUCGCGAGCCGGGUUAUCUUUGCGCUGGACGGGAUGAGAACGCAGGCGGCGGCGCUGCCGGUCCGGACGCUGGUGGUGUCGGGCGGGGUGGCGGCGAACGGGUUUCUGAUGCAUGUGCUGGGGCGGGUGCUGGCGGUGCGCGGGUACGGGCCGGAGAAGGUGGCGGUUGUGCGGCCGCCGCGGGGGCUGUGCACGGAUAAUGCGGUGAUGGUGGCGUGGGCGGGGGUGGAGAUGUGGGAGGCCGGGUGGGAGAGCGAGUUGUCGGUGCUGCCGCGGCGGAGGUGGGAGAUGGAUGAUGGGUGGGAGGGGGUGGAGGAUCCGGAGGGGGUGUGGAGGGAGAGGUAUCGGAGGUUGGUGGAGGAGGGAGGAGAGGGAAGUGAACUGCUGGAAACACAGACACGCGCAGCAGAGGAUCAACAGGUAUCCAAGACGCAAGGCAUUCUUGGGCUGGAUGGUUGGCGGCGGCGGUUCCCGGAUGCAGAGACGUUGUGGCGGGAGGCGGCGGCGAAAUUGAGGGAGACAGAGAAAAAGAUGUAA